AUGGAACUAGUGAAAGUAUUACCAUCCAUUUUUAAAGCAGCUAAGACUAUUUAUGACAUCAGCAAGCAAGUCAAGGCUAACAAAAAUCAAUGUCAACGUUUGAGUGAACGAGUACAAUGUGUUGUUGCUAUUCUUAAAGAUGGUUCAUUAGACGAUUCAAAUAUAGCAUCAAUGGAAACAGCAUUGCGAAGUUUAGAAGAAACAUUGCAAGAAAGUGUCAAUUUUGUACAAGAAUUUACUGAUAGUUCUAUAAUCAGUCGAAUUUUACACAAUUCUGAUCAUCAAGACAAAUUCGAAGAACUUACUACACGAUUAUCAUAUAAUGCAAUUGAUCUUCAUUUAGCCUUAAAUAUUAAUUCGAUAUUUGAUCAACAACAAGAUAUAUUCGAUCGUCAAGCAGAUCUUGCUGAAAUAUCAUCUAAAAUUGAUGAACUUGCUUUGGAAAUGGUUAAACAACAAGAAGUAACACUUAAACAAAAUAAGAAUAUAAAAGAUGAAUUUAAAAAACGAUUUGAUUCAUUCAAAUAUAAUCUUCGUCAAGAUAUACUUAAGGCUCAAAAAGGUAUUGAAGCAAAAAUAAUUGAAGAAGAAUCGAAACUUUUUCUACAUAUCCCAUAUCAUGAUUUAUUAUUUGAAGAACAAAUUGGUCAAGGAGGUUUUGCUGAUGUUUAUAAGGGUCAAUGGCUUAGUCAACAUCAUCAAGUAGCUAUUAAAACAAUUCGUAUUACCUAUUUAACAGAUAAUAUAAAACAAAGUGUACUAAAUGAAAUUGCUACUAUGUAUAAGAUUCGUUAUAAUCAUGUACUUGGUGUUUUUGGAGCUUGUAUAGAACCAAAUAAUUAUGCACUUGUUCUUGAAUAUAUGUCACUUGGAUCAUUAUUUGAUGUAUUACAAAAAAAUGAACAUAUUAAUUCUUGGGAAGAUCGUUGGUCAAUUGCAUUACAGAUGGCGAAAGGUGUUAAUUAUUUACAUUCUAUGUCAAUUCUUCAUUGUGAUAUUAAAUCGUUAAAUUUUCUUAUGGAAAAAGCAAUUGAUGGUUAUCUUGUUAAGAUUAGUGAUUUUGGUUUAGCAAAAAUACGGCAAGAAACAAGUCGACAGACAAGUGAACAGGCUCAACAAUUAGUAGAAUCACGAGGAACACUUCAAUGGAAAGCACCUGAAUUAUUAAAAUUCGGUAAACCAUCGCAAGCUAGUGAUAUCUAUAGUUUGGGUAUUGUCUUAUGGGAAUUAGCUACUAGAUGUAUACCCUAUGACGGGGUAGAUGAAGCAGUUAUUUGCCAAGGUGUCAAAGCUGGAGAAAGACUUGAGAUUCCUCAAGAUAUUCCAUCAACUUUUGCAUCAAUUAUUUUACAUGCAUGGAGCCAAGAACCAAACAAACGACCAACUGCUCUAGCACUCAUUCAAGAGAUAAAAACUUUUAUAUCAAACACAGUAGAGAAAUCAACUACACCUAAGAUUUCGUUAGCACAAGCUCAGCCAAAUGACAAAGAUCCAAUAAAAGCAGAAGCUAUUCUAGUAGCAAAUGAAUUGUACACUAGUCAUAAUCCAAAACUUGAACCUUUAAUCAGUCAAUUUCAGUCUUGUUCAUCGAUGAAUUUAAGUAAACAACAUUUGACCGAUUCAGAUAUGGAUAUUGUAAUCCAACAAGCAAUCGUCAAUAAACAAUGCACUAAUCUGUGGUUAGAAUGCAACAAGAUUACAUCAAAAGGUGCUUCAAUACUUGCCAAUGCAUUGUAUAAUAACACAACGUUGUGUGAACUUUGGCUCUAUGGUAAUCAAAUAUCUGAUACAGGUGUACAUUAUCUAGCAACAGUACUCGCAAUUAAUACAACUUUAAAAAAACUUGGUCUUGCUUUUAACAAUAUCACAAAUGCAGGUGUAUCUCAUUUAGUUGAAAUGCUGAAGAAAAAUCAUACAUUGAUUAUGUUAGGACUUGCCAUGAAUAAAAUAGGUAAUCAAGGAGUACAAGCAUUGGCAAAUACAAUUACUCAUCAAAAUAUUAGUCUUGAAAUCUUAACACUUGAUCGAAAUGAAUUUAUUAGCGACUCAAGUAUCGAUGCUCUUGUCAAUAUGAUCAAACAGAAUCAAUCAAUGAAGGAGCUAUGGAUAAAUGACUGUAAUCUAUCUGAAAAAGGAAAAAAGAAAUUCAGAGAAAAGAUUGCAUUUAAAAAAGACUUCAAACUAGUAACUACGUAUGAACGUUCUUCAUGA
Molecule: messenger RNA, 2211 nt
Organism: Adineta steineri
Lineage: Eukaryota; Metazoa; Rotifera; Eurotatoria; Adinetida; Adinetidae
Source: the annotation of a GenBank genome assembly